This is a messenger RNA of Trichomonas vaginalis G3, 432 nucleotides long. RefSeq names its product Poxvirus D5 protein-like family. Lineage: Eukaryota; Parabasalia; Trichomonadida; Trichomonadidae. The transcript has a single exon. Bases 1 to 432 code for a protein of 143 amino acids. The record is from RefSeq and is a predicted model, not a curated record.
AUGGUUUCAAACAAUGCUGUUCCGAUGAAGUUAGAAAGUUCUGACAGAAGAUAUGUAGUUGUCAGAACGUCAGAUUCUCAUAUGCAAGAUACAGAAUAUUUUGACGCUUUGUCAGAAACUUUGACAUCUGACUUUUACAACCACUUGUUCUCAUAUUUUAUGACAUUAGAUAUUUCAAAGUUCAAUCCAAGACAAAUUCCACAUACCGAAGAGAGACAAACAUUGUUAGAAGCAAACAAGAGUGUAUAUGAACUGUUCAUAGAUGAAACUGACUUUGAGUGUUUAGAUGAAAGGUCAUUGUACGAUUCGUAUAAACAAUAUUGUCAAGAAUAUGGUUAUAUGACAGCGUCUAAACGAACAUUCUUGGCAAAUGUCAAAAGUCUUUUAGACGUACAGAAUGGUGUAUAUACAAAGAAAAAUUUUUCUGAGUAA